GAUUCAAGCAUAAACAAACUGUUUCAAGUAUUUAUUCAUCACUGAUAUGUAUCUUUAUGUAUUUCAAUGACGAAAUUUGAAACUAGAGGAUCGUUUGACGUGUUAUUGAGUAGGUGGCGUUAUACUCAAUUGUUCAUUUUUUUCUCUACCCCGAAGAGGAGCUGACGUGAGUAAAACCUUUAAAUUAACUUUGUCACCACGAUGUAAACAAUAACGCUUUCUUAUCUUGCAAAGAAAAAUAUUCAAAAUGAAAGAUAAAAUGGAUGAAGUUAAUAACAGAAGAAACAAGAAGCCAACUUGGAAAGAAAAAUGGUUAUACUUUCUAAAUCUAUUAGAAAACGUUCUGUUAACGGGUGUGCCUCAAAUAGUGACAGAAAGAAAUACGAGGAGGAAAACUUUUAGAACGUGUGUGUUCUUUCUGUGUUUAACUGGUUUCUUCUAUCAUUUAAUUUCUUUUAUAAUGCUUUAUUUAACAUAUCCGACAACUUUGGAAGUUUUGGUAAAGUAUCAAAAUGAAUCUACUCUUCCCAGACCUUUGGUGACUGUCUGCGAUAUCAAUGGGAUCCGUCGCUCAUCGUAUUGUGAAGCGUUUCCGGAUAAUUGUGAAAAAGUUGAAGACCCUGAUGAUGUUAAAGCACUCUGUAAACAUUUUGAAUAUUUUUGUAAAAAUGAAAGUUCCGUAGGAGAUGACCUAAUGUUUCCAACAUAUGAGACUUUUAUAUUCUCUGAUUUUGAUCGAAAUGUUGUCGAGGAGUAUGGAGUCCGAAAAGAGGAUAUACUUAACAUAUACAGCAAUGAAACAAAUCACAUUAUUUUUGGAAACGAAUUUGGAAAAUUGAGGAAUUGUUAUUCCGUCGAUUUACACAAAUUCGACACAACAAAUUCUUUAGAAGAUUCUCGUCAUAGAUUUUAUGAAAUGCACAUGAUACAGGGAACAACGAUAGGAAAUUUGAUUAUUACAUUUAAUCCGGAAGAAUCGUUUUUACCGAAUGUCCCUAUUGGUGCUAAAAUUUCAAUUCAUUCUCACCAUCAACUUAUUAAUCCUUUUGUCGAUGGAUUUCUAGUUAAACCAGGAAUGAGAUACGUCGUUCAAUUAAAGGCCAUAGAAGAGAAUCUAUUAGCUUCUCCUUACAGUACGAACUGCACGAUUUACGAAGUACCAGAAGGGAAGGAACAGACUGAAAAUAAUCACGAACGUUGUUUAAUUGAGUGUAAAAAAGAAAAAUGGAUAAAAGAAUGUGGAUGCGUAAGUGGAGAAUAUGCUUAUCAUUUCGAUGGAAAAUUCUGUUUAAAUCAAUCUGAAGUUAAUUGUAUUACUAAUGCGGCUGUUUAUGAUUGCUAUGACAAAUGUAAAGUUAGUUGUAAAUCUAUGUUUUUUGAAUACGAAAUAGACGAAGUUCCAUUAGAAAAUAAAGAAUUGUUAUUACUGAUGCUUGAGGAACUGAAUGUUUCUGAUUUUAACAAGUAUAAGCCCGAAAAGUAAGAAUUUAGUAUAGAAAUUAAAGUAUUGUCAUUUAAUAUAAAUUAUAACUUUUCGUGUUUUAUUUAAGAGUUUGGUUUUCCUCUAUAAAUUUUUUCUUCAAACGACCAGAACUUUUGAUAUACAAAUAUAAACCUCAAUUCGAACUGAUCGAGUUGUUCAGUUAUAUAGGUGGUUACAUAGGUAUAUGGCUCGGAAUAUCUCUGAUUGCUGUUUGCGAUUUUAUAGAAACACUGUUUACUUAUUUUUACCAUAUUUCAAAGGGGAAAAUCCCUACUAAAAAUAAAUCAAAUAGAAAUUCUCU
Molecule: messenger RNA, 1784 nt
Organism: Centruroides sculpturatus (bark scorpion)
Lineage: Eukaryota; Metazoa; Arthropoda; Arachnida; Scorpiones; Buthidae
Exons: 13
Coding region: 248-1483 (411 amino acids)
Biological process (GO): sodium ion transmembrane transport
Cellular component (GO): membrane
Molecular function (GO): ligand-gated sodium channel activity
Source: RefSeq, a predicted model, not a curated record